This is a messenger RNA of Coturnix japonica (Japanese quail), 5395 nucleotides long. It is a transcript of the gene ABCC2, whose product is annotated as ATP binding cassette subfamily C member 2. Gene Ontology annotation, cellular component: apical plasma membrane. The record is from RefSeq and is a predicted model, not a curated record. Gene Ontology annotation, biological process: transmembrane transport. Gene Ontology annotation, molecular function: ATP hydrolysis activity; ATP binding; ABC-type transporter activity. NCBI's taxonomy places the organism in Eukaryota, Metazoa, Chordata, Aves, Galliformes, Phasianidae.
UUCAAGCAAUGGCUCUAUGGUGCAGUGAGUCUGUGACAGCAGUUUCCCUUCCAUCUCUCCUCUGAGCCUCCCUCUCUUGCCUUCCCUGGAACUCAUGUGGUUUUCCAAGGCCCUUUUGAUCACUGGUUUGCUUUCAGAGUUACACAACCACACCAAGUUAACAAUUAACUGUGUGCCAUCAGGAUUUGAUCCUGACACCGACCAAGGGUGUGUAGGGACUUUUAUUCCAAGCAUCUACCCAGGACUCUCACAACUGAGCAGAACGAGAGAAGGAGCUGCUGGCUCUGCCCGCCCCAGGCAUGCCAGCAUCUCUGGAGGAGUUCUGUGGCUCCGUCUUCUGGAAUGACUCCUACCUUGCUCGCCCAGAUGCCGACCUGCCGGUGUGCUUCCAGCAGACAGUGCUGGUCUGGAUCCCCCUCGGCUUCCUCUGGGUUUUGGCUCCAUGGCAGCUCCUUCCCAUUUGCAAAUCUAAAUCCAAGAAAUCAUCUCUGACCAAACUCUACAUCAUCAAACAGGUGCUGGCUACAUUGCUGUUGAUGACAGCUGUGGCAGAGUUGGUCUUGACAAUUACAGAGGGCACAGGGCAGAACCCCCUGCCAGCUGUCAUGUACACCAACCCCAGCCUGUACAUCGUCACAUGGGUCCUGGUCCUGCUGAUCCACUAUGCACGGCACUUCUGCUUGUGCAGAGAUUCGGUGGUACUGUUCUGCUUCUGGAUCCUGUCCCUGCUCUGUGGGAUCCUGCCAUUCCAGUCCCUUGUCCGGAGAGCACUGCAGGAUCCUAUCUCAGAUGUGCGGCGGUUUGUCCUCUUCUUCAUCUCCUAUGGGCUCCAGCUGCUGCUCUUUGUUGUCUCAGGCUUCUCAGAUAUAUCCCCAGAAGCAAAAGAAAUUGCAGAGAAGAACCCAGAGGUGACAGCCUCCAUCCUGAGCUCCGUCACCUUUGAGUGGUACAGCAGGAUUGUUUACAAGGGCCAUCGGAAGCCCUUGGAAAUUGAAGAUGUCUGGGAGUUGAAAGAUAAAGACAGGACACAGGCCAUAUCUGCUGCUUUUCAGAAGAACAUGAAAGCUGCAUUGAGGAAGGCCCAGGAAGAAUUAGAGAAACGGAAACGCAAGAAAAGACGCCGGGAACAUGAUACAGAGCACAUGAAUGGGAUGAGCAAGGCCCAGAGCCAGGACGUCCUGGUGCUGGAGGAGAGACAGCCAAAGAAGAAGAAAAAGAAGAAGGGAGGUAAAGGGGACUCUUCUCACAAGGAUUACCCCAAGAAGUGGCUGAUGAAAGCCCUCUUUAAGACCUUCAUUGGGAACCUCAUGAUGUCGGUGGCUUUCAAAUUGGUACAUGAUGUGCUUGUGUUUGUCAGUCCCCAGCUGCUGAAGCUGCUGAUCGCCUUUGUGUCAGAUGCGGAAGCCUUUGCCUGGCAGGGGUACCUGUACAGCAUCCUGCUUUUCCUGACUGCGAUGCUCCAGUCCCUCUGCCUGCAGCAGUACUUCAACCUAUGCUUCCAGCUUGGCACAAAUGUGCGUGCCAGCCUCAUUGCUGCUAUCUACAAGAAGGCACUCACCAUGUCCAGUGCCACUCGCAAAGAGUCUACAGUGGGAGAGACUGUGAACCUGAUGUCAGCUGAUGCCCAAAGAUUCAUGGACUUGGCCAACUUUGUUCACCAGCUCUGGUCAUCACCCCUGCAAAUUAUCUUGUCUAUCGUCUUCCUCUGGCUAGAGCUGGGCCCCUCUGUCCUGGCUGGCAUUGCAGUCAUGGUGCUGCUCAUCCCUAUAAAUGGAUUCCUGGUCAACAAGUCCAAACACAUACAGGUGAGGAACAUGAAGAACAAGGAUGAACGCAUGAAAAUAAUGGGUGAAGUCCUCAAUGGAAUCAAGAUCUUGAAGCUUUUUGCCUGGGAGCCCUCAUUUGAGAAGCGAAUCAAUGAGAUUCGGGCAUGUGAGCUGAAGAACUUGCUGAAGUUUUCAUACCUUCAGUCAGUUUCUAUCUUCGUGUUCUCUUGUGCCCCCUUCCUGGUCUCCUUGGCCAGUUUUGCUGUCUAUGUACUGGUGGAUGAGAACAACGUCCUGGAUGCACAGAAAGCCUUCACCUCCAUCUCCCUUUUCAAUGUGCUACGCUUCCCCAUGGCCAUGCUGCCCAUGGUUCUCUCUUCCCUGGUGCAGACCAGUGUCUCAAAGGAGAGGCUGGAGCGGUACCUGGGUGGAGAGGAUCUGGACACCUCGUCUAUCCAUCAUGACUCCAUCCCAGGCAGUGCUGUACGCUUCUCAGAGGCCACGUUUACCUGGGAGCAGGAUGGGAACCCUGUGAUAAGAGAUGUCACCCUGGACAUCAAACCUGGGAGCCUGGUAGCUGUGGUCGGGGCUGUGGGCUCAGGGAAGUCUUCGCUGAUAUCGGCCAUGCUGGGGGAGAUGGAGAAUAUCAAAGGACACAUCAAUAUCCAGGGCUCCCUAGCCUAUGUCCCCCAGCAGGCCUGGAUCCAGAAUGCCACACUGAGAGACAAUAUCCUUUUUGGGUCAGAGCUGGAUGAAGCUAGGUACCAGAAGGUCAUCAAGGCCUGCGCCCUCCUUCCAGACCUGGAGCUACUACCUGCAGGUGACCAGACAGAGAUUGGAGAGAAGGGCAUUAACCUGAGUGGGGGCCAGAAGCAGAGGGUCAGCCUGGCCAGGGCAGUGUACAAUGAUGCGGACAUUUACAUCCUGGAUGACCCUCUAUCUGCUGUGGAUGCACAUGUUGGCAAGCACCUCUUUGAGCAUGUUCUGGGACCUAAAGGGCUGCUGCAGAAGAAGACACGGAUCUUGGUGACGCACAGUAUCAGUUUCCUGCCCCAGGUUGAUAACAUCGUGGUGUUGGUGGCAGGAGCAGUGUCUGAACAUGGUUCCUACAGCACCCUGCUUGCAAACAGGGGGGCCUUCGCCCAGUUCCUGAACUCGUAUGGCAGCCAGGAGGAGAGUGCUGCAGAGGAAACUACAGCAGCUGUUGAUUUAGAUGGGGUUGAAGAGCAGGGGGAUGAAGGUAUGGAGCCUUGUGUGGAGGAGGGGCCCGAUGAUGUGGUGACCAUGACGCUGAAGCGAGAGGCCAGCAUCCAUCGCAAAGAGUUCACCCGCAGCAUCAGUAAGCAGAGCACCACUUCUGUGAAUAAGGCCCAGGAGGAGCCCAUCAAGAUAAAGGGCCAGAAGCUGAUUGAGAAGGAAACUGUGGAAACUGGCAAGGUGAAGUUCUCUAUGUACCUGCGGUACCUCCGUGCUGUUGGUUUGGUCUUUUCCUUCUGUGUUGCCAUGAGCUACGUGGGAGAGUAUGCUGCCUAUGUGGGGACCAACUUGUGGCUCAGUGCCUGGACCGAUGAUGCAGAGCGCUACCAGAAUGAGACCUACCCAGUGCAGCAGCGAGACCUGCGGAUCGGUGUCUUUGGGGCGCUGGGGGUUUCACAGGCUCUCUUCCUGUUCCUUGCAACCAUCCUGUCUUCUCACGGUGCCAUGCGGGCCUCCCGGAUUGUGCACGAGCAGCUUCUCAGUAACAUCCUUCGUGUUCCCAUGAGCUUUUUUGACACAACUCCCACUGGCCGCAUUGUGAACAGGUUUGCCAAGGACAUCUUCACAGUAGAUGAGACCAUCCCCAUGUCUUUCCGCAGCUGGCUCAACUGUUUCAUGGGUAUCAUUAGCACAUUGCUCAUGAUUGCCUUGGCCACCCCCUUAUUCACUAUUGUUAUUGUUCCCUUGGGCAUCUUCUACUACUUUGUGCUGCGCUUCUACAUCUCCACAUCACGCCAGCUGCGGCGCCUGGACUCCGUCACCAGGUCUCCCAUCUACUCCCACUUUGGUGAGACAGUGUCAGGCCUUUCUGUCAUCCGGGCCUAUGGACAUCAACAGCGGUUCCUGCAGCACAACGAGAAGACAAUGGACAUCAACCAGAAAAGUGUUUACUCUUGGAUAAUCUCAAAUAGAUGGCUGGCCAUCCGCCUGGAGUUUGUUGGGAGCCUGGUGGUCUUCUUCUCUGCAGUUCUGGCUGUGAUUUCAAAAAACUCUUUGGAAGGUGGCAUUGUGGGUCUCUCCGUCUCCUCUGCCCUCAAUGUGACCCAGACACUGAACUGGCUGGUGCGGGUGUCUUCAGAGCUGGAGACAAAUAUUGUGGCAGUGGAACGGGUGCACGAGUACACGAAGGUCAAGAGAGAGGCUCCAUGGGUGACAGACAAGCGCCCACCCCACGGCUGGCCCAGCAAAGGCGAGAUCCAGUUUGUGGAUUACAAAGUUCGGUACCGACCUGAACUGGAGCUGGUUCUUCAGGGGAUCACCUGCAAUAUUCAGAGUACUGAGAAGGUUGGGGUUGUGGGCCGGACAGGGGCUGGAAAAUCCUCCCUCACCAACUGCCUCUUCCGUGUACUGGAGGCUGCUGGGGGAAAGAUCAUCAUUGAUGGGUUGGACAUAGCGACCAUUGGCUUGCAUGACCUACGCAAGAACAUUACCAUCAUCCCCCAGGAUCCUGUGCUCUUCACUGGUACCCUGCGGAUGAACCUGGACCCUUUUGACCAGUACACUGAUGAGGAGGUGUGGAAGGCCCUCGAGCUAGCUCACCUGAAGGCAUAUGUGCAAGAACUUCCUGAGAGGUUGCAACACAUCGUGAGCGAGGGAGGGGAGAACCUGAGCGUUGGGCAGAGACAGCUCGUGUGUCUGGCUCGGGCCCUUCUCCGCAAAGCCAAGAUCCUCAUCCUGGAUGAAGCAACAGCAGCUGUGGAUCUGGAAACUGAUCACUUAAUCCAGACAACAAUCCGGAGUGCGUUUGCCAACUGCACCGUCCUGACCAUUGCCCACCGCCUCCACACCAUCAUGGACAGCAACAGGGUGAUGGUGAUGCAUGCAGGGAAGAUUGUGGAAUUUGACAGCCCUGAGAAGCUACUUCAGAAGCAGAGCGUCUUCUCUGCAAUGGCAAAGGACGCCGGCAUCACCAACACAGAAACCACCACGCUGUAGGUGGCGUAAACAGCAUGCAGCUUGUGUGUGAGCAGCUCCCUCCUGCUGGGACUCAUCAACCCAGCACCUGAAUCUCCCUGCAGCUGGACUGCCCAGGACUUUGUCUCUACAGCUGUGAAGUGGAGAGAGUGACUUCUCUAACUGGCAGGGACAAAAGAUAGAGACUUUGACCUGUUACCUGCUGCUACACCCUGCCAGCUGUGUACAUGAGGGUCUCGAGCUACAUAACUUAUAGAGAAAAGAGUUAUGUCAAGCAGGGAAACAAUGUACCCCUCAGGGGUCCAAGUUUUUGUACUUUGUUAUGUCAGGGGAAUCUUGCUGAGAGAUGCUGUAGCACUACUGAAUGAAAUUGACAGUAUAAUCUAAGUGAAUGUUAUAAUUUAUUUACCUCUUGUAACUGUUUCUACUCUUCCUACUAAAAGACUGAUUUUAAGCUA